AUGCCAAAAAAAAUCAAUUGUUUACCUUACAUAUUUUUUAUCCUCUACCAUCAGGAAGCCAAAUAUGUGAUUCCUGAAAGAGAACCCAGGGAUAACAUUUGGAUCUAUCAUUGCAAAUGUGUUGAAGGUUUAACUGCAGCUAGUUCUGUUUAUGUGAAUUGCAUCCAUAUUGAAGCCACUGAAAAGUUGAUCGAAAGCUUUGACAAGGAAAACAAUGUCACCCCUUCACUUGCUGGAGACGCAUAUUCUCACGAUCACACUUACCAAGAAGAACAUCAUGACUUGUUGCCUUUGACUGGGAAUAAUUUUACCAUUUUUGUAUGUGGAAAUAAACAGCAAAGAGUGGUUGGCCUCUAG
Molecule: messenger RNA, 357 nt
Organism: Pocillopora verrucosa
Lineage: Eukaryota; Metazoa; Cnidaria; Anthozoa; Scleractinia; Pocilloporidae
Source: RefSeq, a predicted model, not a curated record